UCACAGGCCGGCAGCUCGCCGCCCCAGCCCUCCCUCUACCACCACGAACAUUGUUGUGGAGUGACGUCAGCCCUAGACGAUGCGGGCGGCCAUUACUGCUGGCUGUGUGAUUCCCCCCAGCCAUCCGAGGACAGGGAGACAAGCCCAUGGCUAGGACCACCAGCCAAGCGUAUGAUGCAAUUCCAAUACAGUCCAGUGUGAUUUUAUGUUCCUGCCCAUCCCCUUCAAUGGUGAGAAAUUCCUCCGACUCCAGCUCACCAUCUACCCUGCCUACCUGUGGCAGCAGAUCAGGCUCCAGCAUGGACGUCAAAACAGUGGAGUCGAGAUCUAACUCAAACCCCUUGCAGCAGCCUCGAAAGAAACGACCACAAGACUUCAAGCUCGGAAAAAUUCUGGGUGAAGGGUCUUUUUCAACAGUUGUCUUGGCCAAAGAACUUUCUACAGGAAGAGAAUAUGCAAUCAAAAUUCUACAGAAGAGACAUAUUGUAAAGGAGAAUAAGGUACCUUACGUAACCCGAGAAAGAGAUGUGAUGUCGAAUCUGGACCACCCUUUCUUUGUAAAGCUUUACUUCACAUUUCAAGACGUUGAAAAACUAUAUUUUGGCCUAAGUUAUGCUAAGAAUGGUGAACUACUGAAGUACAUACGAAAGAUUGGCUCAUUUGAUGAAACCUGCACCAGGUUUUACGCUGCUGAAAUGGUUUGUGCUUUAGAAUAUCUACAUGGAAAGGGGAUCAUUCACAGAGACCUGAAACCAGAGAACAUUUUACUUAGUGAAGAUAUGCACAUCCAAAUUACAGAUUUUGGAACAGCAAAAGUGUUAUCAACAGACAAUUGUCAAGCACGAGCAAAUUCAUUUGUAGGAACAGCGCAGUAUGUCUCCCCAGAAUUGUUAACAGAAAAAGCAGCUUGUAAAAGCUCUGACUUAUGGGCGCUUGGAUGCAUUGUCUAUCAGCUGGUAGCAGGAUUGCCACCUUUUAGAGCCGGAAAUGAAUAUCUCCUAUUUCAGAAGAUUAUAAAGCUGGAGUAUGAUUUCCCAGAAAAAUUCUUUCCUAAAGCAAAAGACUUAGUAGAAAAGCUGCUGGUUCUAGACCCUACCAAACGUUUAGGCUGUGAAAAGAUGGGUGGCUAUGGACCUCUUAAAGCACAUCCAUUUUUUGAGAGCAUUACGUGGCAAGACCUGCACCUUCAAACACCACCAAAGCUCACCGCAUAUUUACCAGCAAUGUCAGAAGACGAUGAAGACUGCUAUGGAAACUAUGAUGACCUCCUGAGUCAGUUUGGUUGUAUGCAAGUGACUUCUUCGGCAUCUUCCCACACACUUCCUGUACCAGAAGCUGUUAAGCCCCAGUUGUCUGGCAGUAACAUAGAGCAAUAUAUUCAUGACCUCGACAAUAAUUCUUUUGAGCUUGAUCUUCAGUUCUCUGAGGAAGAAAAACGGCUUCUUCUAGAAAAGCAGGCUGGAGGAAAUCAAUGGCACCAGUUUGUAGAAAACAAUUUAAUACUAAAAAUGGGUCCAGUAGACAAGAGGAAGGGGUUGUUUGCCCGACGACGCCAGCUGUUGCUAACAGAAGGUCCACAUCUGUACUACGUUGACCCUGUAAACAAAGUACUGAAAGGGGAAAUUCCCUGGUCACAAGAACUACGCCCAGAGGCAAAGAAUUUUAAGACUUUUUUUGUCCAUACUCCUAACCGAACAUAUUAUCUGAUGGAUCCUAGUGGAAAUGCUCAUAAAUGGUGCAAAAAAAUCCAGGAAGUGUGGCGAUGUAGAUACCAGAAUCAUCAAACAAGCUGCAUCUAACGGCGCAUCUUCUGUGCAUCCUUCAACCUUCCCUUCAUGCUGCUAAAAACUCCCUGAUUCAACAGAUGAGCUUUACAUAGCAGAACAGAAGAGGAAACAACCCCUUCUCCUGUCACCUUGCCACCAUCUUCAUGGGAAAGCAUAUGUCAUAAAUUAAAAAGAAAAAAAUAGAAAAUUUAUGGAAUUCAGGGUUGCUUUGCUUCUGUUGAGUUACAAACAUGCAUAUCGUUGCAGUGAAGAUCUUACUUAUGUGCACAACCGCUUUAUAUCUUCUGCAGAUUAGUGUAGGCCAUGCUAUGCCAGCUUAAUGUACAGUCAGCAGAAACACAGAUACUUGUAUAUGUGUGCACACACUGACAAAAUCAUAUACAGUAGUCUGGAACAUUAGUUUCUUUUGUUUUUAAGUCUUUAUUUUUUUUUUUUUCUGGAUCAGUUGAAAAAAACAGUGUGAUUGGAUCACUUUUUUAUUUUAUUUUUUUUAAUUAUUUCCUUUAUCUUACUGCUGGAGUAAUGCUCAAUUUGUUGUUAUCUUGCCUUGAAUUGAAGGCAUUAAGAACAACAAACAUUGUCACAAAAAUUUAUUUACGUGGCACAUUCAGUAAGAUCGAAAGUUAUUUUGCAGUUUGUGCGUGUUUGGUUGUGUUUUGUUUUUUUUGUUUUGUUUUUUUAAAUGAUAUCUCCUUGUCGCAAUAUUUCAGUGGUACUUAUGCUUGUAUUAGUACAGGGGAAAAAAAUCAGCUUUAAUUUAUAAAUUUGUAGAACAUGGAUUAGCAGGCUGCAGGGAAAACAAAAUGUGGACCUUGGCACUGAUUUGAACACACACACUGUAUUUUCUGUAAUAUAAGUCUCACUUGAUAGGGCUUAAGAAAAUGUGCCCUAAAAAUGAUCAUCUUAUAUUCCAUAGACCAUAAUUAACCGGUGAAUUAGUUUUGUUUUUUAAUUUUGUUUCCAUUAAUUUGUAUUUCUAGAAGUUUGGUGUGUCUUAUAUUAUGAAUUAUAUCUGCAGGUGGGAUGUAUGUAUAUAUGUGCAUAUAUUAAAUAUACACACAUACAACAAAUCACCUGUAGUGUACUGCGAAUGGGGUGACAUGGCCAGCAGAUAAUUGAUUUCUAUUUAUAAUUGACAUUGGGGAUGAUCUACACACUGAUAUUUAUUAUCUGCUAAGAACAUGUCAAGUUAUGUGUUGAUGCUGGGGUCACCAACACAUAAUAUUGUAACACAGUUUGCAGGUCGAGGGGAAAUGUAGAUGAUCUUCCAAUUAAUGGUCUUAUAGCGCAGUUUUAGCCUCACAGUUUAAAAUACAUUUUUUAAUACACACUGACUUUAAUUAUAUAGUUGCUGCCUGUUUUUAGUACCAAACAGUCUGAUUUAUUCACAGAAAUAAUAUACUAUUUGGAUUUUAAUAGGCUAAGCAUGUAUUCUGGAAAGAAAGGAGUGGGGGGGUUGGGUGGGGAUGUUUUUUUU
Pelobates fuscus (common spadefoot toad) is the source of this 3264-nucleotide messenger RNA. RefSeq names its product 3-phosphoinositide dependent protein kinase 1 (gene PDPK1). Bases 147 to 1799 code for a protein of 550 amino acids. The record is from RefSeq and is a predicted model, not a curated record. The transcript is spliced from 14 exons. Lineage: Eukaryota; Metazoa; Chordata; Amphibia; Anura; Pelobatidae. Gene Ontology annotation, molecular function: ATP binding; protein serine/threonine kinase activity. Gene Ontology annotation, biological process: intracellular signal transduction; peptidyl-serine phosphorylation.